AUGGCAGCAUCGGAGAAAGCAUUAAUUUACCAAGAGAACAACAAUCCGAUUAAGAACCGGCUGUCUGACAAGGAUAUACAUAUGAUUGGGACACAAGACGAAACAAAUUAUGUGGACUUGAACAACUUACUGGAUCUAAAAUUUGACGACACAAAAACGGUUAAAGUAACUUUCACUGGUGAGGCAAGCCAAUUGGCAAUCUUCAAGUGCGGUGGUACGAACGUCUCAACUUCGACAGACAAAGUCCACGGCGAAAAUGAACAGACCCACACCCCGACACAUUCGCCCACUAUCGGAGGUAAAUCUAUUAAUCACGAAUUUUCUGGCGAUGUCAGAACAGAUGAACACGUGGCCGGUGAUUGCUCGGGCUCUUUCGAAACAGCCACCUCAUCUGAGAUACCUCAGAUCAAUGAAAACUUCACGGACUGCCCCGAGUCUCCGAUCGAAAACCAAGUGGCAGAAACGGACGCUAAAAUCGAUAAUAACGCGGAGAUGAUAAGUAAUGACGACGACUGUGAAAUUUUACAAUACACAGAUGUGUAUUUAAGUAGAAAAACUGAUUCAGAAGAUGACGUUAGCGUGGUACUUUCCGACCACUGCCUAUUCGACACGAUAGAAGACGAGUCCCAUUAUAUUACAACGCACGAAAUCCAGCUUUCAGAGUUGGAUCAUGAUGUUGAUUUUGAUGGCGUGGGAUCCAGCUGGGAUAUUGAGGACGACCAUCAGGUCUUCUCAUUUGUCGAUUAUGCUUCUUUUGACAGUGAUGAAACGAUAGGUGGAAAAGAGGACAGUGCUUCAGCAAGAGUGAAAAGCAAUCAGGCUCAAUCUAAUACGAGCGGGGCAGCAGUCAGCAGUAAAAUUGAAAGCGAUCUCUGUGACACGGACAAAUGCGCCAGCUCAGAUGAAAGUCUGUCAAAGAACCAAAACGGCAUUGGGAAUUCUGCAGGGCAGAUUCACCUGUCAAUCAAAACUACUUCCCGAGCUAUAAAUGAGCCUAGCAACGUCCAAGAAAAGGAAAACAUUCUUUAUCAUGCCAAGCAUACUGGAGAUAUGAGUCGAUAUGUUUUUAGAGGAGCGGAUACAAAGGCGGAUAAAAUAUGUGACAGUACAAAGUGUUUUAUUGCUCUUCCUGGACGCCUGCACUUUGGUCACAAAUUAAAGGGGAAAGAUGUUAAUGAGUAUUCCAGCGGCGCGUCCAGCGCGGUCAGUGAACUGGACGAUGCUGAUAAAGAGGUUCGGAAUUUGACUGCCAGAGCUUUCAAGAGUCUGGCAUAUCCGUAUUUUGAUGCCAUCAAUUUCAGCACCUCCAGUGAGUCCUCGGCUUCAGAACAUGGCCUGGGUAUCAACAGAUGGUCAACUUUUGUUGACCUAAAAUAUGGCAAUAUAAAGGGACGAGAUCAAAAUCUUGUAGCUCACAAAAGUUCAACAUCAAAUUUUAGAUUGGCCAAGAAUAGAGAUAGUAAAGGGAUCACGGGACUGACACUGACUAGUAUGAGGGCGCCCCCAGUCGAGAUAUUUGCUCUUAAUGGCAAUCUAGCUGCGCACAAAAAUGCAUCAUCAUCAACGAAAAAAAUUGAGAUGAUGGGUAAAUUUGGGCAGGGACAAAGUGGGGUAAUACGGCUAACCGAAACACUGAAUUUUCGUUGCAAUGUUAAAGCAGGGCUGUCUGGAAACGAAAGGCGCGUGAAAUCUGCACAAAAUACUACAGGAUCACGUUCCACAGAUGAAGUUACCGACACCUUGCCGGGCGGGCAAGAGAGUGAAGCCAGCAAGCGAUCCUGCAAUGCUGGGGAAGCCAUGGAAGACACACACAAGAAAGCAAUAUUCGCAUCGAGUCUCCUCAAAAAUGUUAUUUCUAAGAAAAUGCAGUUUGAGCAAGAGCGUAAAAUGGAAAGAGGGGAGAUUUGCGAACCUCAUCACGCGCCCUCUCCCUGUUUCCAGACCCAUGAGCACGAAACGCACAGGGAGAAGGUUGCAACGAAAGAGUCCGGGGGUCUGCAGAGGCAAAGCUCGAAAUUCUCAGAGGCCGAUUCAGACUUUACUAUUGUUUGUGUGGAUGAACUUGGGGACAUAGUGGACAGUAAUUCGGGCGAUGCCAAGGACGACUGUCACAGAGACGACACAGGAUUCGAUACUAAAAAAGGAGCAUUCGAAGCGUCCAAAAGCACGCUGCUUCGUAGCCAAAAUAGCGCAUUCAGAUCUUGGAGGGACGGUGAGCUAGAGUUUCAAAAGGAACAUAAAAACGAUAAAACUCCAGAGGGGAAGCUGCCGCCGUCUGACACCAACCUGGGGGAAACGGAUUUACACAGCGAUCAGGAGCGGAGCAAGCUCACUAAAAUGUCGCAUUUGUUUGUGCCAAGUAUCCAACUUCUGUCAGAUGGAGGGGACGCGAAGAAAUCGUUGCAGAAUAUGAAUUAUUCCACCCAUGCGUCUGUCGAUCACGGAGACGGAGGAGGUAUGCAGCUGCGCUCAGGCAACACGCUAUACGUCUCAGACACAACGAAAAAUGCUGUAACUACUAAUUCACCUGAAAUUAAAAUAAGCCUGAGAAGCGUAAAAGACAACAAAAACGACCCGCUUAACAUUGCUAAGCUGCUAACUCCCAACAUAGGUUGCAGUGCAGCCAACCUGAUAAAGGCAGCUGAUGACUCUAAAUACCAAGCGCUCGCUGCGGCUUUUAAGGGUGACUCUUCUGACAAAGUACCCCACUUCAUGGUUAGAGACAUUAGAGAGAACAAGGGCAAGUUGCAAACGCCGAUACACCAAGUUAGGGACGUCCGUAAAUUAGUUAAAAGUUCGUACCACUUCGUGUCCUUAGAUAACAACGAGGGCAAGUCUAACGUUUCUGCAGACGGAGAGUACAAGGUUUUCAAACAAGGCCCUUAUCGGAACCCAACGUCGCUUUCCCCGAUAGUGAUAAAAUGUCAGUCGGUGAAUACAAAUAGCAAUGUGAAGCAAUCUGCAAAUUUAAUAGAGCUUUCUAAACGUAGACUCAACGAGGAUAUUUUGGAUGUUGCCCGUUCAUCUCCUCAAGUGCCUACAGAGGGCGCCAAAAACGGAACAGCACCAGUCAACAGAUCGCCCGGCAGAGCGCCUGUGAUUAACACAAAGCAGCCGAAAAGUGAGCCAUCCGAGAGUCCCACUGGGUUACGCAUUGAAACCAGAACAGCUACGAGGAGACAAGAAAAGCCAAACGAGACGGUGGAAAAGAAGCCAGAGACAAAGAUGGCUAACCAGGCUGCACUGGAAAAACUGCAGGCGGCUGUUAAAACAAUGGAGCAACUCUACGUUUUUGACAAGAACGAGUGGAAGAGGAAAACGGAACCGCAGCCACUUACAGACAGCCACGUGCUUUCAUUGAUUGCUCGUGAGGAGCAUGGAGGUUCUGAAGAAGAGCAAGGUGACACCAGCAGCUCUGUGGCAACAGCCAAUGCAGAAAAGCUGGUGAGGCGUGACUCUUACACGAAAACAGACAAAACUCCACCAGCUGUAGUCCAGUCAACAGCAUCAGAGGUGUACCCAAACAGAGAGGAGAAAGAACCCUCCAAAACCUCUUCCACGUCUGUCAGCCGUGAGGAAAGAAAUGGUCUCAAGGCGUUUGUUCAUCAAGGCGGAAUUACAGGUAAUAAGAGUGUGUGUGCUUUGAGUCAAAGUCAAAAAGCUUCAGUGUGCACCACAGCCAACUCUAGCAUUAAGGCAUCACAAAUGUAUGCUUCAUCACCUUCUAAAAGUUUUGUCCCCAAGUCUCCAAAACUUCCAAUAUCCUUAAAAAUAUCCCACCCGAAACGUGUAGUGGAGGAGAGGCAAAGGCCCAAUGGGAGCGAGGCAGACAGGUUUGCUCCGGCACAAGAUCCAGAGAACUACCUGACCAUACCGGUGAAGUCUCAUGCCGGCAAUGCCAUGCAAGCGGCCACAUCUGGACGUGAGAAAACAUCUGUGUACACGAUGCAGACUACAGGUGGAGUAGGCCCGUCCGAUCGCCUUGGACAUGGCGAUAGCAGAAGACACGGUGAAAGUCGUCAGUCCCCGAAGCGUUCGUCAAUUGUCAUGGAGACACGGUCCCCAGACACUCCUACUGCUACCAUCUAUCAUCACCCCCUGCCCAUGACGGUGUCAGCUGCCCAACCGCAAGUCAUCUGCUUCUCCCCAACGAUGCAGCCACCUCCACCUCCUCCUGUUGAUCAUUUCCAGCCAACACAGAGAAAAAUGCUGCUUGACCCAACAACAGGAAACUACUACCUGGUGGACACCCCGGUCCAGCCAGCUACCAGGCGUCUCUUUGACCCUGAAACGGGGCAAUACGUCGACAUACCCAUGCCGCAGCAACCCAUGACCCCUAUGCCGAUGCCUAUUUCCCCUUUAGCCUUGAGCCCUGGGGCGUACAGCCAUACUUACAUGUUUUAUCCGGGGUACAUGCCCACUCCCACAGUGAUUCCAGCACGGACAAUACAGUCCCAGCUCUCUAUGCAGUCUGAGGCAGAUGAAAGGGAUAAGACACAUAUAGGUCAGCAGGGUGAUGGAGCUUAUAUGGAGACACCUUACUAUGUAGCCUCUGGGAAGUCUCCUCAGGCAGCCCCAAUGGCUCAGCAUGUCACCACGGGGAGAUCGACAGACGGCAAGCCUGUCAUCAGCAUCACUUCCCAGCAAGGGCCCAGAAUCAUUGCCCCUCCCUCCUUUGAUGGAACGACCAUGAGUUUUGUUGUGGAGCACAGGUAA
This is a messenger RNA of Chanos chanos (milkfish), 4716 nucleotides long. It is a transcript of the gene c7h4orf54, whose product is annotated as chromosome 7 C4orf54 homolog. The record is from RefSeq and is a predicted model, not a curated record. The transcript is spliced from 2 exons. The coding region runs from base 1 to 4716 and encodes 1571 amino acids. Lineage: Eukaryota; Metazoa; Chordata; Actinopteri; Gonorynchiformes; Chanidae.